UCAACAUAUUUUUUGGCUUGUUUAACAUUUGUGUUUCAUUAAAUAAAAAUAUGAUGCAAUAUUUACCAAGUCAUGGGUAUGAGUUAAAUAGUUGUUCUAGUCUUAUAAGAGACUUGGUAUAUGAUCACGGUGGAAAUUUAUCGGUCCAUAUGGAGCCAAAGGUGGCCGAAACGGCCGAGGAAAAGGCUGCGGCUGCUUGUAACCGACAUAGCGAAGCUGAAAGGAGACGCCGGAAGCGAAUUAACGGUCAUCUUGCCACCCUCCGUAGCAUCCUCCCCAACACUGUCAAAACGGAUAAAGCCUCAUUGUUGGCAGACGUAGUGCGACGAGUGAGAGAGCUAAAGAAGAUGGUUGCAGACCUUGAAUCAAAGGCUAUGGAUGAAUGUGACAAUCAAAUGAUACAAAACAAUGAGUACUAUAUGAUUCCAAGUGAAAAUGAUCAACUAGAGUUGACAUACAUUGGAGAAGAUUCUAGUACUAAUAAGAUUAUGGUCAAGGUCCGUAUGUGUUGUGAGGAUAGGCCUGAUUUGAUAGUCGAGUUAACGAGGGCAUUGGGUUCGGUACGUGGGAAAUUAGUACGAACAGAGAUAGGGACAUUGGGUGGGAGAAUAAAAUGUAUGUUGUGGGUUCAAGUCUCGUCAGUAACAAAAGAACAAGGGUUACUUGAGCUAAAAAGGGCGUUUAAAGUUGUUAUCGAUCGGGCAACUUUGUUGGAUUUGCCUCGAAACAAAAGGCCACGUCUUUUGGAUUGUGUGUAAUUUUGAUAUUUUGAUUUAUUUUUGGAGGCAAUGAAAAUGUGAGAUGUGCGGGUACUAGGCUUGAUAUAUGAUGGUAUUUGUGGGCUCUUUUUAUUGAUUAUUGAUGUAUAUGUGUAGUUUUUGUUGUUUAUUCCAACUCGAUGGUUAGACUAUAUUAGAGUUUUUGUU
Molecule: messenger RNA, 926 nt
Organism: Erigeron canadensis
Lineage: Eukaryota; Viridiplantae; Streptophyta; Magnoliopsida; Asterales; Asteraceae
Product: transcription factor bHLH30-like
Exons: 2
Coding region: 51-758 (235 amino acids)
Biological process (GO): regulation of DNA-templated transcription
Molecular function (GO): DNA-binding transcription factor activity; protein dimerization activity
Source: RefSeq, a predicted model, not a curated record